This is a messenger RNA of Capronia epimyces CBS 606.96, 1599 nucleotides long. RefSeq lists its product as uncharacterized. The record is from RefSeq and is a predicted model, not a curated record. The coding region runs from base 1 to 1599 and encodes 532 amino acids. Lineage: Eukaryota; Fungi; Ascomycota; Eurotiomycetes; Chaetothyriales; Herpotrichiellaceae. The transcript is spliced from 3 exons.
AUGGUAGGGGCCUAUUUCGGUGAAGCUCACCCUCAGGUUCAACCCCUGACUGGGUCCGAACAAAUUCGAGAGACGAAGAAGCAGAAGGUCUCCCCGUUUGACGAGGAUUUCGCAAAAUUGGCUGAAGAAACUCUUGCUCAAUGGCAUCUCCCCGGCGUCGCGCUUGCAGUGGUUGAUGGGGAUGAGACCUUUGCUGAGGGAUAUGGCUUUGCCGUCUUACCUGAUGUGCCUGUUCGACCGUCGACUCUCUUCUGCACCGGAAGCACGACAAAGUCAUUCACCGCCGCGGCAGCUGCAUUGCUGGUCCACGACAAUGACAAAUAUCCUCACGUCAAAUGGGACACCCCGAUGAACCAGCUUAUUAGGGAUGAUUUUGUCCUUCAAGACGAUUACACCACCUUGCACGCAACAAUCGAAGACUGCAUUUCCCACCGGACUGGCAUGCCUGGACACACAUUGACCAUUGCUGGGGACUCCCCCGAGGCGGCGACCCGCAACCUACGCAAUCUAUACAUUGACAAAGAACUCCGAUCGGGUUUCGAGUACUGUAAUAUCAUGUACAUUGCCGUCUCGCACAUGCUUCAGAAAGUCACUGGAGAAUGGCUGGGGAGUUUCCUACGAAGACGGAUAUGGGAGCCUCUGAAGAUGCAUGCGACCUUCUUCACCCAGCAAGAGGCCCACCAAUAUAUUCGCGACAAGGAUAGCACACUCCAAUUCGCCCGGCCUUAUAUUUGGGACCCGGAGACCUCCUCACAAAGAGAAUGUCCCUACUGGGAGAAUACAGCCGUCAGCGGAGCAGGGAGUAUGGUGUCCAAUGUGCUUGAUUAUGCCAAAUACACUCGAAGUAUGAUCGAAAGGUCAGGGCCACUGUCAAAGGAGGCGCACGCCGACCUUGUCACACCUCGUGCUUUCCCACCACCACCUGAUACACGUUUUCCCACCGUAUCACUAUAUUGUCUAGGAUGGUUCAGUGGCAUCUACCAUGGUGAGCAGGUGAUACAUCAUAGCGGUAGUAUCGAAGGAUUUACUGCCAAUAUCGUCUACCUCCCGGAGAGAAAAUGGGGUGUUGUUGCCAUGUGCAACCAAAUGGGUCCAGGACGGGAAGUUCUGGUCUGGAAGUUGGUGGACGAUUUCUUGAAAGUUCCUUUGGAGAAACGGAUAGACAUCUACGCCCUCUACAAGAAAGGUGAGGAGUCGGUCAAAGACAGGGUACAGCAUGCUCAAAAGUAUUUGUAUCCGUCGAUUCCAUCGCCGCCGCUCCCGACUACAUUACCGCUUGCAGACUAUGUCGGAAGAUAUACCCACCCAGUGUAUCCCGCAUUUACCAUCUCUUUAUCUACCGAUCCUGAGCCCCACCUCAUCGCUUACGCCAUGGACAUGGUAGAAACGACCCUGAAACUUACGCAUGUUUCAAGAGACUUCUUCACAGCCGAGUUAAGGGUCUUUCGCUAUGCUAGAGAUCCGUGUGCGGUGGGCAGGGCCGAGUUCCAAGUCGAUGCAAAAGGCGUGCCGAAGUUUGGUGCCGAACUUGACUUCGCCUCUGAGGAUGGUGGCGGGAAAAUCUGGUUUAAGCGGUCCAAUGAUGGAACUCAAGAUUGA